AUGGGUGUGCCUGGCUCCCAGCGCAAGGCCCUGGGCAACAUCAGCAACGUCCGUGGGCAAGCCGUUUCACGAAUCAAAGGCCCCAUGGUCAGCGCCACGACCGCUGAGCGCAAGCCCCUAGCGGUUGCUCGCGGGCCCAGUGUACCCGAACCCGAAUACAUGGCGCCCAGUGAAGAGCUGCCCACAGACCCGGAUCGCCUGCGGGAACGCAUGGACAAAUCUUUUUUCGGCUUUCUUGAGCGAUGCCAUGCAGCUGACCACAACGCGACCGUUGCUUUGCCCAUGGAGGCUGAGCCCAGCUUCGCAACAGAGGAGAUGCCCGAGAUGCCAGGUGCAGACUUGAAACGAGACAACUUCAAUUUCAAUUUCUGA
Messenger RNA from Monosiga brevicollis MX1, 372 nucleotides. RefSeq lists its product as uncharacterized. The record is from RefSeq and is a predicted model, not a curated record. Lineage: Eukaryota; Choanoflagellata; Craspedida; Salpingoecidae. The coding region runs from base 1 to 372 and encodes 123 amino acids. The transcript is spliced from 2 exons.